Molecule: messenger RNA, 970 nt
Organism: Anopheles cruzii
Lineage: Eukaryota; Metazoa; Arthropoda; Insecta; Diptera; Culicidae
Gene: Nup37
Product: nucleoporin Nup37
Exons: 2
Coding region: 2-964 (320 amino acids)
Cellular component (GO): nuclear pore outer ring
Molecular function (GO): protein binding
Source: RefSeq, a predicted model, not a curated record
GAUGGACGCAAAAGGAUCACCUCCGACGCACUCGAUUACUUUCCCCGAGCAAAUAGUCACGUUUGAGAUGUCUACUUACGAGUGGUCCCAAAAUUUGGUGUGCGUUGCCCUUUUCGACAAACUGGUGCUCGGUAGCGUCCGGUUUUCGGAAGAGAAUGAAAAUGAAUGCUUCGAAUGGAACCAGCUGAAGGAAAUUCACCAUAAAAGCCGUCCUCACUGCGUAGCGUUGGCGCCGGAAACAUCGCUCGCCGUGAUACCGAAGAUGGUGGUGAUAGCCAGCGGUGGGUCAGAUUUUAAAGUUCGCAUCUUCAGCAGCGAUCUCGACGAACAGGACACCGUGCAGGUGCUGGCGGGACACCGGGCGUACGUUAACCACGUCAGCUGGGACCCGGAUGGCGAGUUUUUGGCAUCCUGCAGCGAUGACAACACGUGCGUCCUGUGGAAGUGCAAGGAAGCGUACGAGCAGGGGCCAAGUUUUUUCUUCGGUUCCUCGGUGCUCACGGCGAAGUGGCAUCCGGAAGAACCGGGACACCUGCUGAUAGCGGAAAAGUCAGGCGUCAUACAUUUGUACAAAGUGCAUCUGAAAACGGCCAUGCUGUCGAUCGAAACCGAUACCAAUCCGCUCAGCUACGCGGACUGGAGUUUGAACAACUCGGCCUCCGUUACGGCCAUGGCGCGUGGAAAUAUUUUUCUCUGGGAUCUCAAAAACUCCAGCUGGCCCACCGAGAACAAGCCGCUGCACGAUGAGUGCGGAAAUGUGGUGAAGUUUUCGCCUCACUCCGAAAACAUCAUCGCUACGAUCGGCAGGCCGAAGGCGACGCUGAAGGUAAUGCACGUGAAAAAUAAGCUGCCCCAAAUCGAAGCGAAGCUGUUGCUCUACGGUGGUCUCUGUUGGCACUAUCAAUUGCCGUAUGUUGUAGCGGGUUCGGAUAGAAAGUUAUGUUUCUGGAAGGUUUCGAUUUGAAAAUAA